AUGAACGUAAACUCUUAUGUUAAACAUGAACGUAAAGACUUCAUCGAAACUAAACGUAAACUUUAUGUUAAACAUGAACGUAAACUCUAUGUUAAACAUGAACGUAAAGACUUCAUCAAAACUAAACGUAAACUCUAUGUCAAAACUGAACGUAACACUUGUCAAAAAAAUACUUAUGUAAACAUGAACGUAAAGACUUCAUCGAAACUAAACGUAAAACUCUAUGUUAAACAUGAACGUAAAGAUUUCAUCGAAACUAAACGUAAACUCUAUGUCAAACAUGAACGUAAAGACUUCAUCGAAACUAAACGUAAACUCUAUGUCAAACAUGAACGUAAAGACUUCAUCGAAACUAAACGUAAACUCUAUGUCAAACAUGAACGUAAACUCUAUGUUAAACAUGAACGCAAACUCUAUGUCAAACAUGAACGUAAAGACUUCAUCGAAACUAAACGUAAACUCUAUGUUAAACAUGAACGUAAAGACUUCAUCGAAACUAAACGCAAACUCUAUGUCAAACAUGAACGUAAAGACUUCAUCGAAACUAAACGUAAACUCUAUGUUAAACAUGAACGUAAAGACUUCAUCGAAACUAAAACGUAA
Trichomonas vaginalis G3 is the source of this 603-nucleotide messenger RNA. RefSeq lists its product as uncharacterized. Bases 1 to 603 code for a protein of 200 amino acids. The record is from RefSeq and is a predicted model, not a curated record. The transcript has a single exon. Lineage: Eukaryota; Parabasalia; Trichomonadida; Trichomonadidae.